AUGCCUACAUAUACCACGGGCCCGCGAGAACGGGUACCCGGGAUUAUGUGGAAAAUUGAUAAAUUACCGUUGGAUCCUCAACGAGAAUUUUUGGACAUGGAUACAGACAACGAAGAGUUUGGUCGACAAGAAAGUCCUGAAACCGAAGAGGAGCAAUCUUCCGAACUGAUCAAACCAGUCUUUGAUGAACAAGAUUUAGACAAAUUGGUACAAUAUAUAAAAGAUUUCACAAUUCUUCCUUCUAUCAAGAAUUCCGAUUGGAAAGAGGAUUGUUAUAUGAUAAUUCGCGAAUAUUUUGAAAACCCAGCUUACAUGUUAUUAUGUGUAUAUUUUCAAGUUGAUACACUGAAAGCACGGUUAAGCAUCUUGGAUGAUAAUCAAAGCGAUUUUGUAUAUUUCUUACGAAUACCUUGGCACGUGUUUACAGUUGAUAAUUUUCAUGCCACAGUUGUCUUCGGCAGCAUCAAUCGUAACACAAUGAUGUGCGUGUUGAAGUUAAUGGAAAACAUGUAUAUCACCGUCGCACGUAGCGAUGAUGAGUGGCCUGAAAUUAUUAGAAACAAUUUGUUUUCAAAUCUACACAAUUUUCUAAUGUGCUUAACCGAAUGGGUUUACAAGCCAAUGGAUUUAACCAAAUUAUAUGUACCGGGAGAAAAUUUGUCUGAUAUUGCGACACUACAGAGAGAUAUUCUGCAUAUUUCUAAGGAAUUGCAGGAAUCAGAAAAGGCAUUGAUUGAUAUAUACGAAAGAAUAGUACAAUAUUGGGUCAAACAGAUACGGCAAGUACUGUCAAGUACAUCCACAAGCAACAGUAAACGAACCAUAUUCGACGAGGUGCAAUGUUGGACAAGAAAAUAUUUUAAUUUAAGCUGUUUGCACGAUCAAUUAUCGAAUAUGGAAGUUCAAUCGAUAUUGCAUCUGUUAGAGAACAUUUGUUCACCGAGCGUGGACUCCUUUCAACUUUUAACAUUACAGCUUCGCGAAAGCUUAGAACAAGCUGCAUCCAAUAUAAUGUAUCUGAAUAUACUAUCAGAAGCUUGUGAAAAUCUGAAAUGCCCAAAUGAGAUUGAAAAGCCCAUAAUGAAAAUAUUGUUAUUGAUACUGUUCAUCUGGACAGAAUCCCCGUUUUAUAAUGUGUCGAGUAACAUAGAAGUACUUUGUGAAGCUAUAAGCACACAAAUAGUACUUCAAUGUAAAAAUUAUGUCAAUUUGCAAAUAAUACUAGAAGGCGACAUAGAAAAUGGAAUAAAUGUACUCCAGAAAUGCAUCUCCUGUUGUCAAAUAUAUAAGACGAUAUAUAAUAAAGUAUUUACGAAGAUAACUGCGCUUAUUAAAUUGAAUAGCAACUGGAAUGUGAACGAACAAUUAAUAUUUAAUUACAUUGAUACGUUUAUGCAAAGAUGUUAUAAUAUCAUUGAAAUAUGCAAUACUUCAAGAGUGUUUGAAAAGUGUACUAAAGUGGGAAUGAUUGGCGGUCCAAAUGGUAUAAAAUAUGAUGCUUGUUGUUGCCAAAUAGAGAAUUUAUUUUCUGAGAUUCUUGCCGAAAUUAAAUUGAUCUGCCACGAAAUUUUAGAUGUUACAAAAUUUUCGUGGCUCGAGAACAUGCUGAAGUUUAAAAACUUUGUGACGGAAUUAGAGAACAUGGUCAAAAAUUUGAUCGACUGCAUAUUUGAUGAGAUAAAAAAUGUAGAAGAGGGCAUCGAGGCAAUUUAUGCUUUACAACGCUUUAAAUAUAGGAAAUCAUUGAGAGAUUUAUUAUCGAGGAAAUGGGUGCAGGUUUGGGAAAUGUUUAGUAAAGAAAUUGAAAGCUGUAGUAAUAAUAUGAUUUUAUGUCAAUCAUAUUAUACUCCGUUUCAAUGCUACUCAAAAGACGUAAUUAUGCUAUGCAUUAAACAAUAUUUAGAACGAUCAUUCCAUAUAAUGAUGGAUAUGUCCGAUUGUAUAGGAGAUUGUGCAGCUGAGACAUAUAUAUUGGAGCAAUACAAGCAAAUGAUGUGUCGGCAAAAGUAA
Molecule: messenger RNA, 2010 nt
Organism: Cyphomyrmex costatus
Lineage: Eukaryota; Metazoa; Arthropoda; Insecta; Hymenoptera; Formicidae
Product: dynein-1-beta heavy chain, flagellar inner arm I1 complex
Exons: 11
Coding region: 1-2010 (669 amino acids)
Biological process (GO): microtubule-based movement
Cellular component (GO): axonemal dynein complex
Molecular function (GO): dynein intermediate chain binding; dynein light intermediate chain binding
Source: RefSeq, a predicted model, not a curated record